Oncorhynchus gorbuscha (pink salmon) is the source of this 2667-nucleotide messenger RNA. RefSeq lists its product as uncharacterized. Bases 425 to 1156 code for a protein of 243 amino acids. Lineage: Eukaryota; Metazoa; Chordata; Actinopteri; Salmoniformes; Salmonidae. The transcript has 3 exons. The record is from RefSeq and is a predicted model, not a curated record.
GGACUCAGUGAGAGAGACUCGAACAUUCCAACCCUGAUCGUUGCACAUUUGAAGCAGAAUUCCCAAGGGAUAGAAGAAGUGGACUCAGUGAAAGGGAGAUCACACAGACAACUUAAAGACAAAGAGAAGGAGAGAGAAAGGUUGAAAAGAAAGAGAAAGAAUAAGGGAGCAGGGAAAGAGAGAAAGAAUGGAAAGCAGAAGACUUCCCAUUAACAAAUAGACAGGGGUGCGGAGUUCCAGCGUGUCUCCCAGCAGAUGUGGAAGGCUAAGUUGCUGCGUCAGGAGCAGAGCUAAAAGGCUAACAUCUGAGAAGCAGAGAGGACGACAACAUGCCUCCCUGACCACCGCCAGCGCCAUCCCUAUUUGCAUACAACCUUCAGGAUAUCCCCUUGGUGAAGAUGUAGUCCAACUGGUUGCCUAGGAGAUGUUUCUAAACAGGGCUUCCUCUUGGCGCCGUCCCCGUGCCCUGUUGCUGUGGACUCUGUGGGUUCUACUCCUCCCCUCAACUGUCACCCUGACCACAAGCCCCGGCAACAGCACCCUGCUCUUUGACAGCACCGACAACAGCAACAGCCUGCGGAACUGCAGCUGCUCCACCCACAUCCAGGACUGUGACGAGGCGCUGGCCAACCUGCUGUGCAGCUGCCAUACUGUGCUGCGCUCCAAGCUGACCCCCGGUGGCCUGAGGGAGCAGGGAGGACUGACUGUGUGGCUCAGAGAGCCCUGGGUUCUCACAGAGCUGCUGAACGGCAGCGUGGUGCUCGAUCUCCGCCUGUCGUUCUGUGGCACUGGCACCCUGGCCAUCCACAACCAGUACCUGGCCCUGUUUGGCCUCCGUAGGCUGAGGGUCUAUAGUGCUGCCCAGGACGCUCCACACCUGGAGCAGGUCCUCACCAUCUCCUCUAGGAGUAGGGAUAUGGAGGGGAUGGGGUACCUCUCCUCCACUGACCCCGCCUCCCCCUCCUCCGUUCUCCAUGUAUCCAUCCUGGAUGUGUCAGUGCUAAAUGGGUUGUCGUCCCUGAAGGCCUACAGUGUGAGUGCCACUCCCAUGUCCACCCUCUUCCAAUACUUCCCCCACCUGCCCCUACACCCCUCCACCACCCUGGAUCAGCCCCCAGAGCCCCAACAGGACUGCCUCCUCACCUUCAUAUACUAGACCUGUAGGCUCUGAGCUCAGAGCUAGAUCUGUGCAAACUAGACUGGGCUGGAUGGAUGACACAGGUGCCUACAAGAGCUCCAUCCACCCAGAUGUUACUGAAUGGGCUUGAUGUGCAGAGAGCUGUGCUGCUUUUCAAUGUGUGUCUAUAUGGUGCAUUUCUACAGUGCAGGAAAAAACAAACACUAUUAUCUGUCCUCAAGAGGACUCUGGACAAGAAAACACAACCAUCUCUGAGAAGAAGAUAUUUCAAUAUCAUUGCAAGAGAAAGGGAGAGGUCUGGUUAGGUGAGAGUAAGACAACGAUGGCAUCCGUCUGCUGCUCUACAAACUGACAGAGCUUGUAGACCUGCUGCUGACAGUUAAAUUUUCCAGCUGCUCUUUUCUCUCGGUUAUUGCGUGCAGAUGGCCUAUUAAAACAUGUUGUUUUGAAACCGGUUACGAUGGCUGCCUUAUAAAUGGGCCAGCCUGAUUAGAACCUUGUUGGAUCAUCAGGCGAUGGACUUCACUCUUCGUGACUGUACAGUUCUGAAUCCACCUACUUAAGCUGGACUUGGUUGGGGUUUUAUUCAAGAUGAAGCUAAAAGCGUUUUGGACUGGUUUGAUCUGGAGAUUGGUCCGGCCCAUGCUGGAUUGAUUACAUCACUCUGUUUCUGGUGUUCUAGAAUUCAGGGUUGUCCUGGAACAACCUUGGAGUGGAGUGUUCUCCUCUCUAUGUUCCACAAUGUGUUCUUCGGCUCAUGUUCUAGAACAGGGAUGGGCAAACUUUUUGGCUCGAGGGCCACAUUGGGAUUUUGAAAUUCAACAGAGGGAUGCACAUUAUUUUUUUCACUAAAUAAUAAUUCCCCCAUCAAAAGUUUGUAAAAACAAUACUCAAACCUCCCGUCGGAUUGAACAUAGUUUGCCCACUCCUGUUCUAGAAUGACCAUGUAUAUUUACUGUAGUACCUUGACCAGGGACCUACUAUAGACCAGCCUAGUAAGGGUUAAUAAAUUGUACUCAUGGUGUAAAAAAAAGAAGGAGCAUGCAAAGAGGUGUUAGGAACUCAAAAAGAAGUUCCCCUCUCAGAAAACGAAUGGCACCAAUCUGGUCUUUAUUUCCAUCUCACAUCCUGAGAGAGACGUAAACAUUCAAUUCAUCUAAAACCACUCUCACAAACAAAGACUGCAGCCAACACUUAUGUUCUGUAGAUCAUCCAGAGUCUGAGUGUGUGUGCGUGUGUGCAUAUGAAUGUGUGUGUCUACGCGAUGUGUGCAUGUGAACAGUGCAUUCGGAAAGAAUUCAGACCUUUCACCUUUUCAACAUGUUGUUACAUUACAGCCUUAUUCAAAAUGUAUUAAAUUGUUUUUUCCCUCAUCAAGCUACACACCCAUAAUGAGAAAUGAAAAACUUUUUUUUGUGCAAAUGUAUUUUAAAAUAAAAAACAGAAAUAGCUUAUUUCUUAUAUUUACAUAAGUAUUCAGACCCUAUGCUAUGAAACUCGAAAUUGAGCACAGGUGCAUACUGUUUCCA